Messenger RNA from Annulohypoxylon truncatum, 1873 nucleotides. Its product is annotated as methionine aminopeptidase. Bases 243 to 1412 code for a protein of 389 amino acids. Lineage: Eukaryota; Fungi; Ascomycota; Sordariomycetes; Xylariales; Hypoxylaceae. The record is from RefSeq and is a predicted model, not a curated record. Gene Ontology annotation, molecular function: metalloaminopeptidase activity. The transcript has 5 exons. Gene Ontology annotation, biological process: proteolysis.
AGGGUUUGCGCCUUGCGCCUUUCUUUUGACCUACAAGGCGAACGACUUCGAAGAAUGGUUUAACUUGGUCCAACAAAUCUACAGAAGUUUGACAAAAUCACGUUACCCCUACUCCAUGCUUAUAUAGAGCAACUCUUCCUGCUCUAUCUUCCUUGAUAGCGCAGCCGACAUCCCGACAUUCUUUCCAUUGGUGGUCCAACAAAACCCAGCGAACCCCUCCGUCAAUCUCCCUCGUCUCCAUCAUGGCUGCCGAACCGCCAACCAAGAAGAAGUGUCUUGGGAAAGACUGUGAGAACGAUGCCUCCGCCCUUCAAUGCCCCACGUGUCUCAAAAUAGGCAUCAAGGAUAGCAACUUUUGUUCGCAAGAUUGCUUUAAGAAGAACUGGAAUGAUCACAAGAUAUUGCAUAAGGUCGCACAAGGCAAGACCACGAACGCAACCGGCGUUUUCAACCCAUUUCCCACCUUCGCAUACACAGGCUCCGUACGCCCCGUCUACCCCCUAUCCGACAGGCGCCCAGUUCCGAAAUCGAUACCGCAUCCCGACUACGCUGAGACUGGUUACCCUAAGAGCGAACGGUUCAUCAACAGGAAUAAGAUCGACAUACUCGAUGCUAAGGGUCAGGAGGCUAUGCGGAAAGUGUGCCGGUUAGGCCGAGAAGUUUUAGAUAUAGUGGCAGCGGAAGUCAGACCCGGCGUUACUACUGAUUACCUGGACGAAAUCUGCCAUAAGGCUUCCAUAGAACGAGAGUGUUACCCCUCGCCCUUAAACUACAACAAUUUCCCUAAGUCAUUCUGCACCUCGGUCAACGAGAUCAUCUGUCACGGUAUUCCAGACCAGAGAGUACUGUUAGAUGGCGAUAUUAUCAACCUAGACGUCUCGGUUUACCACGGAGGUUAUCACGCGGAUCUAAAUGAGACGUAUUACGUGGGCGACAAGGCUAAGGCGGACCCCGACUCCGUUAGAGUGGUCGAAGCCGCUAGGGAAUGUCUUAACGAAGCGGCUAAGCUCAUCAAGCCAGGAACCUUAAUACGAGAGUUUGGUAACGUCAUCGAGAAGCAUGCUAAAUCCAAGAACUGCAGCGUCAUUAGGACGUACUGUGGCCACGGAGUCAACAGCCUAUUCCACUGCCCGCCUAACGUGCCGCACUACGCAAAGAAUAAGGCUGUAGGAGAGUGCAAGCCGGGCAUGACCUUUACCAUCGAACCUAUGAUCGCGUUGGGGAAAUACCGGGAUGUUACCUGGCCUGAUAAUUGGACGAGUGCCACGAUUGACGGUAAACGGACUGCUCAAUUUGAGCAUACCUAUCUUGUAACCGAAACCGGAGUGGAGGUAUUGACAGCACGGACGGAGACCUCACCCGGAGGACCUGUACCAAUGCCAGCCGUGGAGAACGGGACGAACGGUAGCUGAGAGGGUAACCUAGAUAGCCUUAUACGAGACUUUCGAUUCUACACACAAGCGAUGCGUACUGCUGGAUCAGGUUUAAGCGUAAUAUAUCCGUAGUAGAGAAGAGAUAAGGCCGGAAGAUAAGCUUUACAUGAUGAAGCACUCUGGGCUUUAUUCAUUGACUAUGAUAUUCGGUGAACAUAAGUAUGGUGGAGUAUUAGCAUUAGUAGGUGAUGUGUUCUGUAUUUGAUGACUUCCCAACUUCCCCCCUUUUUACAUAUCAAUCAACUCAACUGGUCCCAACCACUUUACGGAUUAGCUGCUUAGCUGUUUUUGGUUUACCGCAUUAGGGAAGUUAGGGAAAUAAACGGUCUUCUGGGAUGUCCCUGCCCCUCUAUUUUCUAGCCUCUAAUGCUCUCAUGUGGGGGGACCGUUCAAUGAAAAGAACCUUAAAGAAUGUACCCUGCAUGUAAAAAAGCGCCCAC